GUGUCUUCCCCAUUGACUUGGCAAAGACCAGGUUGCAGAAUCAGAGACAAGGUCAGCAGGUCUACAAGGGCAUGAUGGACUGCCUUGUCAAAACGGUUCGAUCAGAGGGGUACUUUGGCAUGUACAGAGACUUGGGUCCCCCUGGGAUAUUGAAGGCUAGCCGAUAAGGCGCAGCCACGCUGGAGGCAAAUCGUUACAUGGUUCUUACAAUACUGCUCUAUUAAACUAUAGGCACACGUUUUUGUUUUACCAUCUAUAUGUUCUAUAAUUUGACUACUUGUUAAUAACUACUUGGCUUUCUCUUCACUUUCCUGUCCACUUGUUGUAGAUCCUCCAUUUUAUAUACAGUGAAUUGUGUCGUUGCAGAUCUUGGUUGAUCUUGAAAAUGAAUCUAGGGGAACUAAAGUUUAUUUUAGCUGCUCAACAGUCUCACAGAUGAGUUUUUAAGCUUGCCCAAAGUCUGCGCACACAAUACAUGGUUGAAGAUUUGUUCUGUCCUUUCACUAAUAUCCCUUUAUUUCACUAACGUCUCUUUAUUUUACUAAUGUUUCUUCAUUUCACUAAUGUCUCUUGAUUUGUCUGGUCUGUUGUUGUUGUCAUUAACCUACUUACUUUGUAGACUUUUUAAUACACAAAUUUCCUUAAUGUGUGUUUUUUCUUUUUUUGUUUUUUCUCGCAAAGUGUCCUUUUACCAUAAAUUGACUUCACUAUACUUCAUAGUCUUUUUUUUAUUUAUUUUUUGCAUCUUCCUCUGGAUAUUCACAACCCUCAUUACUUCUGUCUUGUGUUUUGGUGUGUUUCUCAUUUCCCUUCUUAAACAUGUUUUGGAUGUAAUUUCUGUUGCUGUAAUCUCUUUCAAUCAUCAUGACUGAAGCUACUUUUAAAUUGAGCAUUUGACUUGCCUGUGUGUACAUCAGCUAUACAAUGGACUUAUUACGUUAUAAUGUUUGAAAUGAUAGUUGUAGGGAAUGUCUUUGUAAAAGUUCUAAAUGGCAACGUGAUUGUGACUUUAGUGCUAACUGUUUGGGUUUUUUUUUCCUUCUCAGGUGCUGCUGUAAAUCUGACCCUGGUCACUCCUGAGAAGGCUAUCAAGCUGGCUGCUAAUGACUUCUUCAGACAUCAUCUGACCAAGGAUGGAAGGGGGCUGACUGUGUUGAAAGAGAUGUUGGCAGGUUGUGGUGCAGGAAUGAGUCAGGUCAUUGUCACUACCCCCAUGGAAAUGCUCAAGAUACAGCUACAGGAUGCGGGCAGACUUGCGGCCCAGCAGCAAAAGCCAGUCAUGGUGUCUACCACCAAGAUUGUGGCCACCAACACCGUGCUCAGCCGCUCCUACAACUCUGGCAUGGUGGUCUCAGCACCACGAGCUGUAUCUGCCACACAGAUCGCAAAGGAACUCCUGUAUACGCAGGGCAUCAAGGGGCUCUACAAAGGUCUGGGGGCAACACUAAUGAGGGAUGUUCCCUUUUCUGUUGUCUACUUCCCGUUAUUUGCCAACCUGAACAGCCUGGGCAAACCCAGGCCUGAGGAGUCAUCACCCUUCUAUUGGGCUUUCUUCUCAGGCUGUGUGGCCGGAUCUACUGCCGCUGUGGCUGUUAACCCCUGUGAUGUGGUGAAGACGAGACUGCAGUCGCUGAACAAAGGGUCCAAUGAGGAGACUUACAAUGGCGUUAUGGACUGUGUGAGUAAAAUUAUGCGGAAGGAGGGACCGUCUGCCUUCCUUAAAGGUGCCGGCUGUCGAGCUCUGGUCAUUGCUCCUCUGUUUGGCAUUGCACAGGUUAUGUACUUUGUUGGCAUUGGCGAAUACAUUAUGGACAACUCGCCUCUAAGUCUCCUGUCUCCAUGAGAGUGGAUCAACUUGCUGGCUGGCUAUGCACAGGACCUUCCUUCCUGGGGGAACAACUGGCAGCUACAUCAGACCAGUUUACAACAACUAAAAAAAAAAAAAAUUCCACAAGACUUGUUUGAGUCAGAAAGGCUUCAGGGUCUGAAGACCUAAGAUUUCAUCUUGUGUAUGGUCUGACAGCUGUGUUGCACUAAACACUUUUGUGACUUAUUCAUUAGGAUAUGGCCAAUGUUUGCACUUGAAGCUGUUGGCCUUACUGGGCUGGGGGUCUCACAGUUGCAGUGUGAUUCUUUGUCCCUAAGACAGUCCUGCGAUUCCCUCUAUGAGGGAGGGGAGCUCACUCCAUCAAUAGACAUAUUUUUGUGUAAUCUCACUUUUCACAUUAUUUUGUAUCUGUAUGCUCAUUUUAUUUUGGAUUGCUGAAAUGCAGCAGUUUGCAGUACUUUUUCUGUUUUAACAUUUGAUAACAAGGCUUUGAGGGGAAUACAUGAGGUCCAAUUUACACAUUGCAAAAGGAUUUUUUCCCUUAACAUUUUAAGCAGAAACUCUGUUGUUUAGGUGGACUGAUUGUAUUGACAUGGGACCAUAUAAGUUUGCCAAACCAUAACAAUGUCCUGUUACACACCUGAUGUGAAAUACUUGAGAAGCAUUCAUGCACAUUAUAUAUGUAUGUUUAUCCACAUAACCUCAGUUUAGACAUUUCAAUAUGCAUACCUACACUUUACACGAGUAUUUUUGGUGUAUGCCUUAUGAGAGCAGAUUGACAUUUCUCUCUAAAGAAACAAGGCUCUUAGCAAAAAAGCAUUAUUUUGACUAAGCAUGUAAAAGAUGACUGUUACCAUAUUUUGUGUUUGUGAUGGCUUUUUGUACAUACUGUGUACUGUACAAUAAACUUGCAAUGCACUCA
This is a messenger RNA of Micropterus dolomieu (smallmouth bass), 2750 nucleotides long. RefSeq names its product solute carrier family 25 member 55a (gene slc25a55a). Gene Ontology annotation, molecular function: L-aspartate transmembrane transporter activity; L-glutamate transmembrane transporter activity. The record is from RefSeq and is a predicted model, not a curated record. Lineage: Eukaryota; Metazoa; Chordata; Actinopteri; Centrarchiformes; Centrarchidae. The transcript has 8 exons. Gene Ontology annotation, biological process: aspartate transmembrane transport; L-glutamate transmembrane transport; malate-aspartate shuttle. The coding region runs from base 944 to 1843 and encodes 299 amino acids.